Messenger RNA from Pipistrellus kuhlii (Kuhl's pipistrelle), 2125 nucleotides. RefSeq names its product collagen alpha-1(I) chain-like. The transcript has 2 exons. Lineage: Eukaryota; Metazoa; Chordata; Mammalia; Chiroptera; Vespertilionidae. Bases 1 to 1221 code for a protein of 406 amino acids. The record is from RefSeq and is a predicted model, not a curated record.
AUGGGGGUUCAGGACCUCCUCGGGGUUCCCGCCGGCGUCCUCCUCAUGCCUCGGGGUGAACCCGGCGAGCAGCGCCGCCGCAGAGAGGAUGCCAGGCGGCGGCGGGCGCUUCCAUGCCGGCGCCCGGGGAUGCUCCGGCGGGGCCUCCCGCCCCCGAAGGCGGCCAAGCCCCGCGGAGUUGGAAAGGGGGUCCCCUUCGCCUCCUCGGGCGCCGUCGGGAAAAGCAGGGUCUCCUCGGAAGUCAGCGGCCACCGGGGAGGGCGGUCUCCCGCCGGGAAGCCGGGGAGCCCGGGAGCCGGAGAGGCGGCGGCAGGUCUCGGGCCCCCGCGCCUACGGACGCGGCCCCGGCUCCGGGGAGAGCUCGACGCUGCCCACCGGCCGGCCGGCGCGAAGGGCAUCCGCGCCCCGAGCCCCAGCGCCUCCCGGCCGCCGCCGCGUAGCCGCUGUCGCCGCCGCGCGGCUCGGUCAGGAGCGGAACUUCCUCCUCGGGCGGCCACUGAGGAGCCCGGGCGUGAGCGCUGGGAGGGAGGGAGCGCGGGCCGCCCGCCGGCUCCUCCUCCUCCUUUUCCUCCUCCUCUUCCUCCCGCUGCCGGCGGAGCUAACCCGGCCGCUGCCGCCCCCGCCGCGCCCGGAUGCGCACACCGAGGAGUCCCCGCGGCCCCGCGGCGGGAGGAGGAGGAGAAGCCGAGCCGCGGCCCCUCAAUCCGAGCGCGCGGGGCCGGCGCCUGCUCAUUCCUCGCUCGGCUCCGAGGAGGCGGCGGCGCCCCGGGCAGGCGGGCGGGCGGGGAGGUCGGCCGGGCCGCCGGGAGGGCCUCCUCCUUGGCCGCUCGCUCGCUCGCUCCGAGGCGGCGGCGGGAGGGGCGGGGCGUCGGCGCGGUGCGGGGCUGCGCGCGGGCCCGGGCCCCGCCGCCUCUGCCGGACGGAGCGCGCCGAGCCGCGGGGCCCACACUCGUUGGGCACACGCGGGAGCGGGGCCGGGCGGGGGGCGGGGGGCGGGGGACGGCGGGCGCGCACCGGCCUCGCGAGUGGGCGUCCCCGGGCGGCGAGGGCGCGGUGCGCGCGCACGCUCCCGCCCCGCCCGCCGCGCUCCGGCCCCGCGCCGCUGCGGCGUCCGCGCCCCCGGAAGCUCCCGCCGCCGCCGCCGCCGCGUGGACCCGCGGGGGAAGCCGGCCGCCCGCCCCCCGGCGCCUCUCCGAAAUAGAACUGAAACAGCAAGUCUAAAGCCACAGGACCCCAGUGAGCCUAUUCCAAAAGCCAAGAUUUUUGUCUUCCUGCAGGGAGAUAGGAACUAAAGAUGCUCCCAGCAAGGUGGAGGAGAGGAGCCAUGCUUAGUUCUAGAAGUGUGGUGCUUGUGAAAGGAGGCUGGAAAUAAACAGUAGCCAGCCCACUGGCUGGGGAAGCAGAGACAAAGAUAUGGCCUUGGAGUCAGGAACCAAGCCAAGCAACUGGCCAUGGGAUUAGUUUUGCAACAUCCCCAACAUUGCUGUGGGGUAGGAGCAUCAAAAUGCCAACAUUAGACCUGAUUCUAUAAUGGAGGUCCAAGGGAUCAGGUGAGAGCAAAAGUCACUGAACAUUGAGGGGCAAGCAUAGAAGCAAACACAUAAAAGCAUAUAAGAUCUUCACAUUCAGCAUUAGUAUAACCACCAAGUUCCAAACACAUACAAAUAUCUAAUAUUAAGAAAGCCCAACAGAAUGAGCAAUCAGAACAUUAAUUUACUAUUAUGAAAUGAAAUAAACUAUGGAACUGCCUGACAACUUAUUUAAUAUUUUUGCAUUCUCAAAGCAACAAAUGAAAGUAGGUAUCAGAUGUUAGCCAACUUUAGAACAGAAAUAUGAAAAAUAACUAAUAGAAAUCUUAAAAAUAAAAAUAUCACUGAAAUGAAAAAAAAAUUAAUAGAUGGAGUUAACUGGGGAACUUGUCAAAGUUUAAGAGAAAAAGUAGUGAAUUAAAGGGAUGCUCUGAAGAAUUCACCCAGAACACAGUAGAGAAUAAUAAAGAGAUUUUUAAAAUAUGAAUAAAAGUUAAGAUUCAUGGGGAUUCUAUUGAGUGGUGCCAACACAUGCCUCAUAGGAGUUCCAGAAGGAAAAACUGAAAACAAAAGGAAAGAGGAGAGAAGCUAUACUU